GAGAGAGAAAGAGUGAGAAGAGAAGAGUAGAAAAGAGAAAGAGAGAAAGAGAGAAAGAGAGAGAGUGAGAGAGAGAGAGAGAGAGGGGGGAAAAAAUCCGAGUUGUGCGCGUAUCUCGCUAGUGGAGUUUCUUCCUCGUUUGAGAGGAAUCAUUCUCUUUUCCUUUCUUUUAUUGUUUAUUAUGCGAAUUAAAAGAUAUUCGUAACUUCGAUCUACGUUGUGUUGUAACAGUGAUUGGGAAGGGGAAAAGAAAAAGAAGAGGAAAAAACAAAAUACAGAAAAACCCACGCACUUUUACACAUACACACAUACGAGAGAGAGAGAGAGAGAGAGAAAGAGAGAGAGAAAGAGUGAGAUUGAGUAGAGGAGAGGAGAUAUACGCAAACACACAGUGAAGAAAAAGUAGAAGUAAAUAAGCAAGAAAAGGGACGAAAAACGACGAAACGGUGGUGUUCCGCUUGGGAAGUCGAAAAAUGCGAAGGGGACGAAGCGUCGCGUUACGCCGCCUCCUCGUCGUCGUGGCCCUGCUCUCUCUUUCUGCGGCUGCCUACGCUUUGCCAGCAGGUAACAACAACAAGCGAUCAAGGACGUGCGACAUCUCGAACGCGGAGACAUCCUGUGCCAAGAAUGAAAGAUGUGUCCAGAAAAAGAUCAAUGAUCAGAUAGAAUCGUUGUGCGACUGCGAACAAGGUUACGAAUACGUAAAGGAUGAUGAGUGCAAGCUUAGUGUAUCGCAGAUUCUAAUCAAUUCGACGACGUUCAGACCAGAUUACGCAGAGGAUUCAGGAGGUAGCUCAGUAGCCGCCGGUCUUUUGAUACCAACUUUCCUCAUACUAAUCGGCGUCGUACUGUAUUUCGGUGCGAGACGAUAUAGUUGGCUCCAACGAUUUAGACAAUACCGGCAACGUCGUUACGGCAACGUCCUAGUCACAAGAGACGACGAUGACGAUGACGAUCCUCCAAUAGCGUAAGAAGAGAGAAAAAAUGUUUGGAAAAGAAGUAAAUAAGAGAAAAAGAA
This is a messenger RNA of Vespa velutina, 1018 nucleotides long. RefSeq lists its product as uncharacterized. NCBI's taxonomy places the organism in Eukaryota, Metazoa, Arthropoda, Insecta, Hymenoptera, Vespidae. The transcript has 3 exons. The record is from RefSeq and is a predicted model, not a curated record. Bases 474 to 971 code for a protein of 165 amino acids.